AUGCAACACUUGCCGGGGAUCGUCGAUCCCGCCUGGGCCGAUGGAUACCAUGCGGCCGCAUACAGCCCGUCCUCGACGGAAGCUUCUAGAGAAAUGUCGCGCUACGACCUCCCUCAGCUCGAGAUCGACCGCAGAGCGGACAUCUGGGCACAAAUGGGCGGAUCGGACAGUGUGUCACACCAUGCAAGCAAAGAGGACAAGUUCCGCGAUACCAAGAUGAUCAACAAGAUUAGAGAUCUGUUGAUAGACGAUCGGCUAGAAUUAGGGAGGCUGGGGCUACCGGACAGCCAUCCUGCCAACAACAUGAAGCCAGCCUUUGGCCUUUUACACGACUUUUAUGAUGCCAAGCUUGGGCCACUCGUUGGGAAAGACCUUGAUGAAGGUCUGCAUAUGUUUGAUGCGGAACUGGCUAGGAAGCAGGAAGGAGCAGACCAUCUGGAAACCCUGAGGGGGAUCCUGGACACAGAGCGUGAUGGAGAGAGCCUGCGAAAUGCAGAAUUCAUCUUGGUCAGAGAUGCCCUCUAUGCACUUCAUCUCCUCUACAAACACCAACUGAUCACCGUAGAACAAGUGAGAAACUUUUUCAAGGCUGACGGAAUCAUCAAAUCCCUGGGGAGACACCUUGUUGACUGUUAUGGAGAAUAUUACCCCCACUUCUCCAACUUCAAAAACUUCUUGCCGGACAUGGAUUUCUUGAAAGCGGACUCGAAAAGUGUGGAAUUGCAUUGGUGGCUCAAUUUGAUUGACAGGACCACUCGGGGGAAGAUUCUCCUCAGAUCAAUGCAGAAGCUGUUUGCAAACAUGGCGCCCCAAAGAGUCGUUGGGGAAGACAUCUCCUCGGUUAAAUGGGGAGUAUUCCUUGACGAGGGGUUCUAUCAGACUUUUGAAUGGAAAGGCUCGACCAUAAACCCUCAUGGAAAUCAGUUGGACCGAUUGAAAGAAUAUGUGAUCACCAUUUCGGAAGCCACUUCCACAACCAACAGUCUUGAAGAGGUACUGUCAAACUUCUGGAUCCGGAAUGUGAUAUUCAAAUACAAUGCCAACCACAUCCCUCGCUCACUCUCCAAGUCGAGGCCGGGAGAGCCGGGAGCGCGGAUCAUGCGGCAGCACGAACUGGCCAAGAAGAUCCUCCAAAUUCAUGUGGCCAGAAACAGGUUCUUUGAGCAUGAAUGGUGGUUUGAUUCAACCAGUCCCAUCAUCCAUCUCCAGAGCAAGAAAUGGAUAGGAAGAGUCGAGCAGAAGAAGCACAAAGCCCCUGAAGAGUACAAUCAACUCAAAGCCCAAUGCCAGGUGUUACUCGAAACAUCCGCAUCCGAUCAGGAGCUCGGCCGGUGCGGGAUGGGCUUUGUUGUACAAGGCCUAUCUGACGCCAACACCAUCAGGAACGGCUGGCUCAACCAAAUCACUACCCACACGCGUCCCUCCUUGACGGACAACAGCCCCUCCAAAAGGGACAAGCUCAAGGGGAAGCUGGACACUUUGCGAGGACACUACGGCGAUAAGGUCGCCCGAGUCCGGGCGAGGGUCACAGGGGCCAAAGAAAAGUGA
Messenger RNA from Puccinia triticina, 1548 nucleotides. RefSeq lists its product as uncharacterized. The transcript has 6 exons. The coding region runs from base 1 to 1548 and encodes 515 amino acids. NCBI's taxonomy places the organism in Eukaryota, Fungi, Basidiomycota, Pucciniomycetes, Pucciniales, Pucciniaceae. The record is from RefSeq and is a predicted model, not a curated record.